UUCAGUAUUGUGCUGCCAGCCCCGAUCGGUCGCAUCACUCCGCUCAGUUGCAUUCAGGCGCCGCAGAGGACCACUGCUCGUAACGAGCUCACGAGCCGCCCCCGGUGGAAACAGUUGGUGAAGUAGGAUGGUUGUGCUAGGUUCAGUGUUGCGGAUGCUCCUCCUGUGGAGUUUAUUAGUAAUGCAUUCGGAAGCCACGGAGAAGCGGCCACGAUUGAUUUGUCACUACACGACCUGGUCACAGGGUCGUGCUAAUCCGUACUCGUAUCGGAUCGAAGAUAUACCCGGCUCCCUGUGCACACACGUAGUGUACAAUUUCGUUGGCGUAGACGUGGAAGAGUACGAGCUGACAACGCUGCAGCGAGAAAUUGACAUUGUGCAGAAUGGGUUCGGUCGCUUCAUUGACCUGAGAAGGCAGUUUCCCGAUCUGAAGCUCCAUGUAGCCGUCGGUGGGUGGGAUCACGGUGGAGCACCGUUUAGCAAGAUGGCUGCGUACCGCAAUCGCAGACAGAAAUUCGUGAAAAGUGUGGUCGAGUUUAUGACGCGAUAUCGCUUCGAUGGGAUAGAAAUUGUGUGGCUCUACCCGGGCAGUGUCGAGCGCGGUGGCACACCGAACGAUAAGGACAACUUUUACUAUCUCAUCGAUGAUCUCAAGCGAGCGUUUCAGCGCGCCGAGCAACCUUGGGAAGUGGCAAUACAGGUUCCGGCCGAUCACACACGAUUCGAGAUCGGUUAUCAGCAGGACGCUCUCUGCGAAAUCGCCGACUACGUACACAUCGCUGGAUAUGAUUUACGUGGUUCAUGGACAGGAUUCGUCGAUGUGCACAGUCCAAUGCAAAAUCGACCCCACGAUCAAGGAAAUUAUCGCGGGUUGAAUGUGCAGGACGGAGUGGAGUCGUGGUUGAAUAAAGGCUGCCGUCCGGAAAACGUUAUACUCGGCGUACCGUUGCUGGGGCGCACGUUUCUGCUUCGAAACAGUCAACAAAACGCACUAGGAUCGCCUUCCACUGGGCCCGGACCAAAGGGCCAGCAUACGUACAGUGAAGGAUAUUUGGGGUAUUUUGAAAUUUGCCAAAAACUGAAGGAACCAAACUGGCGGAUGCGCUGGGAUUCGAUAGGGCUGUGUCCCUACGCCUACCGCGGGACCCAGUGGAUCGGAUAUGAAAAUGCGACUUCGUUGGAGGAAAAAGUGAAGUGGGUCACGAGUAAGGGGCUGGCGGGUAUUUACGCGUUUUCUCUCGAUUUGGACGAUUACCGGGGUAAAUGUGGUGAGGCCUACCCACUGAUGAAAAGCCUUCACAAGUUGAUCGAGAAUCAAGCCAAACCGGAUAGUGGCAUUGGCUUCGGAAUUGACCGUGAAAUAUUUGGUUACUAAACAUCAGCAGCAUAAACACUAGCCACCCUCCAAGAGAAACUUGAGAUCCUAGACUGAAACGCCGGCGAAUGGUUAAAUUGUGUAUGGUUUACUUAAGAUGGUUUAUGGAACUUUCGAUUUUAGAAUGAAGCAAUAUUUAAUAUACAUUAAACAUUGAUUACUUUGUAAGAGUUAAGAAUGAAGAGAUGCGUAAAUUUGAUUGAACAUGCAGCACCUUGAUCGAAUUUCUGAUAAACUGCGUUCUAUAAUAAAUUGUUGCUAAUUUCAGUCACGAAGUUUGGUGCGAUGGUAAACUACAAAAAAGCGCCACAAAGCACAGCCACCCAAAUCCCAGAAUGGUCGAUGCGACGUGUGGCGAUGUAGUUGUCGCAAGAUUGGCUAUCUCGUCGUUCCAGCCAGUGGUGGUAGUAUGC
Anopheles aquasalis is the source of this 1788-nucleotide messenger RNA. RefSeq names its product endochitinase. The record is from RefSeq and is a predicted model, not a curated record. Gene Ontology annotation, cellular component: extracellular region. Lineage: Eukaryota; Metazoa; Arthropoda; Insecta; Diptera; Culicidae. Gene Ontology annotation, biological process: carbohydrate metabolic process; chitin catabolic process. Gene Ontology annotation, molecular function: chitin binding; chitinase activity.